This is a messenger RNA of Nerophis lumbriciformis (worm pipefish), 3458 nucleotides long. RefSeq lists its product as uncharacterized. Lineage: Eukaryota; Metazoa; Chordata; Actinopteri; Syngnathiformes; Syngnathidae. The record is from RefSeq and is a predicted model, not a curated record.
AUGGAAGAUGGGCCUAUUCUGACGGAUCAAACGGUGACAAACAGAACGGAAAACGACAAUGAGAAGGUUCUCCGGAAGUGUAAAUGCGGGUGGCAGAAGGUGACUUCUUUUAAAGGACUGCGUAUUCAUCAAGGGAGAAUGAAGUGUGGGAGUACUCCUGACCAGCAUAACCGCUCUGCUUCGGCAGGUCAGACGGAAGAGACCCAAUGCCAGGUGACAAACCACAGUGCAGAGGGUCCCAGCAAUGCUGAGGGGGAAACGUCAGUGGAAGCAGGAGGGGGGAUGAAUGCAGCGCCCGAGAGCGAAGCUCAUGCGGUCCCCCAGAGAGUUGCACAGUCAGAGAGCCAACGCAAACAUCCAGAAAGGCGCAAGAAGAUCAAGUGGCCAAAGGCCAAAAGCCAAGCAGAAUGGCGCAAGCUUGACGAUCACCUGAGAGCGGUACUGGAGCAUUCCCUGCGAGGGACUGUUGAGCGUAAACUAACCUCGCUGAGUAACAUCAUUUAUGAGGAGUGCAGAGAGAGGUUCGGAGAGAGCGCGACUAAGCGAGCCACAGCCCAGAGGCACAAAGGACGGAGGGAGAGGGACAUCAAGGGGCUUAUAACCAACAGGCGCCAGUUGCGUAAGAGGUGGAGGAAAGCAGCCGCGGAGGAAAAAGAAGGUCUCAAAGUGCUAUGGGAUGAUCUCAAGCAGCGUCUGGCCAAGCUGCGUCGGGCAGAGAGACUCAGAAGGCGCCGGAAACGAAAGGAGAAGGAAAGAAAAGACUUCUUCAAGGAUCCUUUCCGGUUUGCCCGUCAGCUCCUGGACGAAAAGCGAAGUGGAAAGCUGUCCAUUGCGAAAGAGGAUCUGGAACAACACAUCAAGGACCAGUAUAUGGAUUCAGCCAAAGAUACACCACUUGGCUCACCAGGCCAUGUGCCACGUCCAGAACCCCCAGAGACCCCUUUCGACACUUCCCCACCUAGGCUGAGCGAGAUUAAAGAAGUCCUUAAAAAAGCCAGAUCAGCCUCUGCACCAGGACCAAACGGGCUUCCUUACAAGGUGUAUAAAAACUGUCCGCAAGUGACCACUAUCUUGUGGAAGCUCAUGAGAGUUGUGUGGAAGAAGCAUUCCAUUCCAGCGGAGUGGCAAGAGGCAGUUGGAAUAUUUAUCCCCAAGGAGCAAAAUUCCAUCAACAUCAGCCAGUUCAGGACAAUUGCUUUACUGAACGUGGAGGGAAAAGUAUUUUUCUCUGUCCUGGCAAAAAGGCUAUCCAGCUUCCUCAACAACAACGGCUACAUCGAUACAAGCUGUCAAAAAGCCGGACUGCCAGGCUUUCCGGGGUGCAUAGAGCAUGCAUCCGUGAUCUGGGAUCAGAUACAGCGUGCCAAAAGAGAGAGGAGCAACCUCCACGUGGUAUGGCUCGACCUGGCAAAUGCGUAUGGCUCAGUACCACACAAGCUGGUUGAGUUUGCCCUAAAUUUCUUCCACGUUCCUGUGUGUGUCAGUAACAUCAUAGCCAAGUAUUUCAACAACCUACACAUGUGCUUCUCAGUAGAUGACUACAUGACAGGAUGGCAGCGGUUGGAAGUGGGAAUUGCCAUGGGCUGCUCCAUAUCACCAAUCCUCUUUGUGGCUGCAUUUGAAGUAUUACUCAUUGGAGCAAGGCAAAUGGUCAGAGGCCUAAAAACACCGUCAGGAGGAAGACUCCCCGCUCUGAGAGGUUUCAUGGAUGAUGUGACAAGCAUCCUACAGACCGCCCCAUGCACAGCACGACUCCUCAAGCGUUUCGACGAACUGAUCGUCUGGGCGAGGAUGAAGAUAAAGCCCGCUAAGUCCAGGAGCCUGUCAAUCAGGAAGGGUGUGAGAGAUGACAGGACAGUCUUCACAGCAGGAGGUGAGAAGAUUCCACUCCUGGCAGAGCAGCCCAUCCGAAGCCUCGGGAGGGAGUAUACAGCAGAGCUCUCGGACAGGCAGAUGGGUAGGGUGGUCCAGAAACAACUAAAAGAGGGGCUCGUAAGGAUCGACGGCAGCCAACUUCCUGGGAAGCUGAAGGUUUGGUGUUACCACUUCACACUUUUCCACCGAGUAAUGUGGCCGCUGAAAGUAGCCGAAAUUCCAUCUUCUCAGGCCAGUAAGAUGGACAGCAUCGCCAACGGUUAUAUCAGGAAGUGGCUGGGCCUCCCCCGCUGUUUCUCGGACACAGGUCUUUUUGGCAAGAACAUUCUGCAACUUCCUCUGAAGUCAAUCAAUCUGGGUUACAGGCAGGAGAAGACCCGCCUUGUACUGGAGUUGAGGGAAUCAAGAGACGAAGCUGUGAAGAGUGCAGCGGUGAUUGUCCGCACUGGACGAAAGUGGAAGGCCCAGGUGGAAGUGGACCAAGCUGUCUCGAGGCUGAAAUACAAGGAGAUUCUGGGAAGAGUCCAAGACAGCCGGGCAGGACUGGGAUGGGGGCAACCAGUCCAGUUCUGGUCCAAAGCCACGAGACAGCAGAGGAAGGCCAUGGUGGUGGAAGAGGUCACACAAGUGGCGCAAGACCAGUAUUGGAUCAAGGCCGUAUCCCAGGGAAAACAGGGGGCAUGGACUCGCUGGGAGGACACCAUUCAAAGAGUCAUAACCUGGGCCGACAUCUGGCGAACUCCUCAAUCUCGGCUCAGCUUCCUCGUGAGGGCAGCGUAUGACACCCUGCCAUGCCCUCGAAACCUCGCCCAGUGGUUCGGAAGCGAGGGUAAGUGCUCCCUGUGCAGCAAAGACAAUGCAGGACUUAAACACAUCCUUUCAGGUUGCAACGUCGCGCUAACGCAGGGGCGCUUCCGGUGGCGACACAAUCAGGUGCUGAGGAAGUUGGCAGAGCUGUUGGAGAGAUGCAGAGUCGGGGCAAACAACGCCACAGAUCCCCAUCGGCCAAACAUCACUUUCAUCAAACCAGGAGAGGUAGGACAGAAGACAGAGGCGGGAAGAUCAUCACUUCUGCUUACCCCUGCUGCUAAGAAAGUCCUCAUCAUUGAACUAACCGUGCCAUGGGAGGAGGGAAUACCAGUAGCACAUGAGUUCAAACGGUCAAAGUACAGCGACCUGGCAGAGGACUGCAAGGGGGGAGGCUGGUCUGCGUCCAUUCACCCCGUGGAGAUCGGAUGCAGGGGCUUCGUAGGAGGUUCUGCGACCCGGCUCCUGCGUGCGGCGGGAAUGACCGGUUCCAACCUGAGGAGGGCCAUCAAGGAGUUGGCAGAGGAGGCAGAAAAGGCAAGUUUCUGGAUGUGGCUAAGAAGGAGGGACAACACUUGGGGCUCAACACCCCAUUGAGGUCAGUUGCAGGGAGUGGCGCGGGGAGACGUCCCCGCUUAGCCACUGCCCCCCCACCGCGAGGUGUCCUGGCUUGGGGGCGAAACAUCAGUGAACGGUGGCACCAGCUGACGACCCUGCAGCUGACCUCCAAGUGCACUGGAGGAGGUGCGACAGGCAGAGAUGCCAAGCAGUUAGGU